Aphanomyces invadans is the source of this 1324-nucleotide messenger RNA. RefSeq lists its product as hypothetical. NCBI's taxonomy places the organism in Eukaryota, Oomycota, Saprolegniomycetes, Saprolegniales, Verrucalvaceae. The transcript has 6 exons. Gene Ontology annotation, biological process: protein dephosphorylation. The coding region runs from base 111 to 1250 and encodes 379 amino acids. Gene Ontology annotation, molecular function: protein serine/threonine phosphatase activity; cation binding. The record is from RefSeq and is a predicted model, not a curated record.
CCAAUGACAUCCUGGUGAAACGAUGGCAGGGUCGGUGGAGCUAUAAAUACGGCGCCGCUUCGCACACGAUUCAGUCGUUGCUAAGCGUCCAAGUCGACACCCCUCCCACCAUGUCGGCCCGAAAGUCCUCCACGUCUGCCAAGCCCGCGACAACGUCGGCGACGGCCGCCACCGCCGCGAUUUCCCGCGUCAAGCUGCAAGAAGCCACCGCAUCCAACGUUUCGUCGCCCAAAGGCAUUGCGACGAAAAAGACCAACGACGGUGAAAUUCAAAUGGCGCGGCGCCGACUGAGCGUUGUGAGCGACAAUAAGCUCGUGGAAGGGCUGGCAGCGGUGUCGACGUCUGCCGACGCAGACGGCGUUCAGGACGGGACGAGUACGAUCGGGUGCUACGCCGGCGUGAGCAAGAAAGGGUAUGCUCCGUACAACCCGCGCAAGAAGAACCAAGACAGCAUGAUCAUGCAAAUGCACGCGCCGUCCAAAUCGCUGCUCUUGGGGGUAUUCGAUGGCCACGGGGAGGCCGGCGACGGCGUGUCGCAGUACUUUCGCGCGCACUUUCCGACCGAACUGUUCAACCAUGCGCAGUUUGCGCCGACAGGGGACGUGGCCAAAGACACGGCGGGCAUUCAGGCGGCGAUCUCGUUUGCCCUGAACGCCGUCGAGAAGCGAGUGAUCCGCGAUGCCAGCAUCGACACAGAGUUUAGCGGAAGCACGGGCGUCGUCGUCGUCAUUCGCGACCGCCUCCUCAUUGUCGGCAAUGUCGGCGACUCGCGCAUCACACGAGGCUUCAUGCAAGCCGGAAUCCUGACGGCGACUAGCAUUUCUCAAGAUCACAAACCCGACCUCCCCACCGAGAAGGCGCGCAUCUUGGCCGCCGGGGGACGUGUGUUUGCUGUCGAGUACGACGAUGGGAUCGACGGUCCGCCGCGCGUGUGGCUCGGCCACAUGGACGUCCCUGGGCUCGCGAUGAGUCGCAGCCUCGGCGACGCCGUCGCGCACACUGCAGGGGUGAGCUCGGAGCCAGAAUUCUUUGUCCGUACGCUCGACACGACAGACCGGUGCCUCGUCAUUGCGACGGACGGGCUGUGGGAGUUCAUGAGCGACGACGAAGUGAUCAAGAUGAUUGCGCCCCACACCGACCCCAAACAAGCGGUCGAUGUGCUCAUCCUCGAGGCGAACCGACGCUGGAUGAAAGAAGAGCAAGUGAUCGACGACACCACCGUCAUUGUGGCGUUUGUCGACAUCAAAUAACAGAGCAAGGUCGCGGUCGAUGGGCCCACCGUGAUGGCGAAAAUAUAUUCGUGCUGCUGCACACUCUUCCGGGA